AUGCAGCCAUGUGACACCCCUCCAUCACCUGCGGGACACUCGCCUCGGGGAAAGAAGACGUUGCUCUCGGAGUCUUUGGGCACCCAAAUGACGGCGUCUCUGAUCUCAGGUGGAAAAGACAUGGAGGUUCUGGAUAUUGCCCAGCGACUCAAGCAUCUCCAGGCACAGAGUCAGUCGUCACCGGUGUAUGUAACAACACAGGAGAUGACGAAUGAUAUCCUGGACCGCACUGGGCCGGAAACCAUGAUUGCUGCCACAAUAAAAGCCAACAUUAGUCAGAGUUCACAGGCAGCCGACGGUACAGCCUCCAAUUCCACCACCAAGAGGCCAAAGGAUAUCAAUACUUUCACGCUCUAUGAUUUCGCCGCCAUUUCGGCACUGGGGUCUUUGGUAGAGAAGUAUGGUCGAGUCUCCCAUAUGGGGGUGCUGGACCCAUCGUACAGCUUCUUCUUGAGUAAAGACCUCCAGUCGGCACUGUACUACAAAGUAUUGAACAACAUUGCAGUCAUUGGUGGUGACCCUCUAUGUUCGGAGAGCCAGUAUGAUAACCUCCUUCUGGAAUUCCGCCGAUUACGAAAACGCCGCGGUUGGGGCGUUACAUUCCUGGGCACCACGGACAAUUUCUUACCAUACGCUGCACAGAAGAAGUGGGUGACGAUGCGGUUUGGGACCGAGAGAGUUCUCAAUCCACUGGACAACCCCAUACUACAAGAGAAGGAAGGGAAGAGGGUGAUCAGCCAGAACAGACAGCUUCUCGACCCCUCAAGAGGUGGAGUUUCAGUCCAUGUCUACAUUCCCAGUCAACAAGGUCGAGAUGAAACCCUCGAGCAAAAGCUUCGGCACGUCUACGAUUCAUGGAGGGAUAGUCGCAACCACUCGUCCCGGCCACAAGCAUACAUGACUGUUUUCGACCCUUUUGCCAUCCCGCCCUUGAUGACCUACAUCUACACAACGGGUCGUGACGGUCAGUGCAAUGGGUUCGCAGCGUUAAGAAAGAUCGGGGCCAACAAAGGCUACCACAUCGAUCCGUAUUGUGCGCUACCAACGGCACCCAAGGGCAUCACCGACCUCCUCGUUUUCUCGGCAAUGUCACUCCUCCAGCAAGCUGGGAUUGGGUAUCUGAGCUUUGGUUUCGAACCAGCCAGAGAACUUGGCGAGAUCACCGCGUUGUCCAGACCCACGACCGCCGUCACCAGGUCAUGCUAUCGACGGGCGUUCCGUCACCUGCCCAUCGGUGGAAAGCAGGCGUAUCAUGACAAGUUCCGCCCCGACGCAAAUUUGGAUUCAGGCUUGUACAUUAUCUAUCCUGAGGGAGCACCCAGUAUACAACAUGCAUUGGCCACGUUGCACAUUGCCAACAUAAAGGUCAGAGGAAUUUUGCGUGCAGAGUUGUUCGGAGCUUUGCCAAAAGUACCCAAGGUGAAACAGAGUACGAAGACGAAUGAAGGAGCAGAGAAUCAAAAAGAACAUUCGGCAUGA
Messenger RNA from Exophiala spinifera, 1479 nucleotides. RefSeq lists its product as uncharacterized. The coding region runs from base 1 to 1479 and encodes 492 amino acids. Gene Ontology annotation, biological process: phospholipid homeostasis. Gene Ontology annotation, molecular function: aminoacyltransferase activity. The transcript has a single exon. Lineage: Eukaryota; Fungi; Ascomycota; Eurotiomycetes; Chaetothyriales; Herpotrichiellaceae. The record is from RefSeq and is a predicted model, not a curated record.